Messenger RNA from Tuber aestivum (summer truffle), 826 nucleotides. The record is from the annotation of a GenBank genome assembly. Lineage: Eukaryota; Fungi; Ascomycota; Pezizomycetes; Pezizales; Tuberaceae.
GUCACGAUGGUACAUACAAAGAAGCUUCACAUAUGUGAUGACUAGGGAAAGUGGCAUGGAGGGUUUUCUGAAGGGUUUCUACAAUGAGGGUAGGGUGAGUUUAUACAAAAAUUUUAUGGAAACAGAGCUGGUAUGUUCUCGGGGCAUAGCCUCCGGUAGUAGAUGCAGACUUGAUGUUUCAGGAUAUCACUUUCCUGGUACUAAAAUAGUUACACCCAGAUUCCCAUAAAGAUAUCCAAAGGCUUGAUAAGGCAACUCUGCGUGAUCUUGCAGCCACUGGGUUUAAGCUAGAAGAAGGGGCAGAUCGAGCAGGAUUUUGUAUCAAGUAUUUAGAACCCGGUGGGGUCAUUCGCCCGUCCUCUCCUGCUCUGAAUGGAAAUCGAGAUCGCGCUAGGGUACUACCUCGAUCUCGGAGCUUUGAACUUGGUUGCUGCCGGAAAAUUUAAAGUUAAGCAAGGCCACGAGAUCCAACGUAUUUUGCUAAAUGGUAUUGAGUUUGCAAAUGGGCAUGUUUUCGAAGCCGGCGAAAUAGCCCUCAUGACUGGGUGCCAGAAAAUGCACUCAACCUCAAGGAAGGUACUUGGGGGUGAGAUAGCUCAAUCAUUGGAACCUGUUUGGGACUUCGACCAAGAAGGGGAGGUAAGGGGAAUGUGGAGGAGAUGCAGCCGAGAUGGCUCCUGGUUUAUGGGGGGGGACCUUUCAUUCACAAGGUACCACAGUAGGCUUUUGGCCUUGCAGUAAGAAACCAGAUCCUGAGAGGAGGUUGUAGCGUUUCACUGAUAAUUAUACGAUUGACAGAAUAAAGGCGUUGGAAGAGGGUCUGAUG